UUAAGGGUCAAACUGCAAAGAUGACGAGGCCGAGCUCUUUCAGAAUUGGCUCCACUGUUGGAAGUAGGUCUGUGUUCUCCUCAGUGCACUACAAGGACCGCCCAUGUUCUUUUGUUCAUCCUUACUGCCUGCUGGCAGCAUCAGGAAUUGUGGUGAUCCUGACAGGCCUGCUACAGCUGUGCCUGUACUUCAGCCUCCGUACACUCACUACUUCUCUGCACUACACAGAAGGACCCAUACCCACAUAUGUCAACGCAAUUACACUGGUCUUCACAGGGUCACUGGUGAUUCUGGUGGCUAGACAUCCGGAGAAAUAUCUGCUGAUGUUGACCAUUGGCGGCUGUGUGGUGUGCAUCCUCCUGUGCCUGACAGCUGCCAUCGUCACAGGCAUGCAUGUGUUACCACUCUUCAGCACCUUCCACACAUGCAAUUUCAGCAGAGAUGCCAGCAACCAGGGGCAUUGCACCUGCCUAUCACACACUCAAGAAGGAUUUAUCAGUUUUGUUGGAGCUCCUAACUGCCAUGUGAUCGAGAUGAACCUUCAGAACGUGGUCAUCACCAUGUGUGUUCUGUAUGCGUUUGUGUGUACAGUCUUGGUCUUCAGUUUCUCCGUGGGAUGCUUUUGGUUAGGAGUCCAGCAGCAGAAUGGUAGCAUGUCACCGAUUUCUGCCCAGCAUGAUGAUACCAGUAGAUUGGAGCAACAAGAGUCUGAUGAUGCCAGCAGUCAGACAGACAGACCAGUGCGGGUCCUUGGAGUCAGGCCACUCAGGCGACAUGUUUCCCUGGACAGCAGUGGUGGACGCAACCUAACCAGACCGAUAAGCCGUACCAGCAGCCUGAGUGGUGUGGACUUGUUAUCACAGCAACUUCAGCAGCCAACCAGACAUACACAACACAGAAGAGCAAGACCCAGAGCUCCAGCAAGACCACGAAGGGUGGCUAGCAUGGACCACCGCUUGCCCCCUGUUCACAGACACGUGAUGCGAGCACACAGCUUACAGACCCAAGGUCCCCACAGAGACCAAGGUCUCCCACCUAUGGGGCGCUUACAGUCAGGACAGUCUGGAUCCCUGGGCUCCCUGACAGCAGCCUUCCCCCUGGGCUGGCACUAUGGGAGGAGGCUGUCCUAUGUGGCCACAGGACAGAGUGCUUACCUAUCCACUGAUCCGUCCAGCCCUAGAGCGAGUGGUGGCUCUCAGCUGUCCCUCAACAUGUCAGACCAGCCCUCAGCACCACCUGUCAGACAGCAGUUUUCCUUUGACCCACCUCCGCCUUACAGUCUGGCACCUCCGUAUGUGGACCAGCCACCUAAGUACUGUUCAGAUGAAGCAUUAGGUACAAGUUCAAAUCCACUCACACAAGAGCAGGAGUCAGAGAUGGACAGGCCACACACACCACAAGCAAGGGAUGACUCAGAAUCUGAUGAUCAGGUACAAGAUUCAGAACAGGAAACCCACACACCUGAAGCAUCUCCAGCACCAGAUGGGGCAAUAGGAGUACCAGCAUCUACAGAGGAAGACUACAGGACAGAACUUACAAGUACAAGUGAAGAUACUUCUGAAUCUGAAUCAGUAUUAAGAACUCAUGAUGAAAACAGUGAAUUGCAGGAUCCCCAACCACAAUCUUGGGGAUCACGGGACAGUCUUAGUGUUCUUUUCCAGCAUCCUACAGUCAGACGCAAGUCAGAUGUUCCAACUUCAAUAGUCUAGUUCCUGUCAUACUGUACUGAAGCACUUGCUGGUAGCCUGGUAUCAAUUGUUAUGUACCAGGUAUGUCAUACUGA
Messenger RNA from Branchiostoma belcheri (Belcher's lancelet), 1783 nucleotides. RefSeq lists its product as uncharacterized. The record is from RefSeq and is a predicted model, not a curated record. Bases 21 to 1709 code for a protein of 562 amino acids. The transcript is spliced from 8 exons. NCBI's taxonomy places the organism in Eukaryota, Metazoa, Chordata, Leptocardii, Amphioxiformes, Branchiostomatidae.